Messenger RNA from Neohortaea acidophila, 968 nucleotides. RefSeq lists its product as uncharacterized. The transcript has 2 exons. The coding region runs from base 88 to 783 and encodes 231 amino acids. The record is from RefSeq and is a predicted model, not a curated record. Lineage: Eukaryota; Fungi; Ascomycota; Dothideomycetes; Mycosphaerellales; Teratosphaeriaceae.
CACAUCCCUUCGCUGACGUUACACCACGCUCUACCUUUUCCCUUCUCUUCCAACUUUUAGAUCUUGCUUCCGCAGAACGCAACAACAAUGGCGAAACCAAAGCCAUCGAAAGUCAGCAAGGUGAAAGCGAAGAAGGCCUCAAACGGGAAGAAGAACGUCAAGACUACGAAGGCGCUCGCCGCGAAAGAACCGGACGUCCUGCAGUUGACUGCUGAAACAGACGGUGCGAAGAAACCGCGCGGGCUGCUCGAUUUGCCCCCGGAGAUCUGGUCGAAGAUUUGCAAGCUUGCAGUCAAAGAUGACAGCCCUGUACUGCUGAAACCGGGCUCUCCUCACUAUGAAAACCCCACCGUCGUGCGCCAGCCGGGCAUUACACGCGUGUGCCGUCGCAUCAGAGAGGAGUGUCUUCCGGAGUUCUACCGCGUGAACCAUUUCGUGCGCAUGCCCCACCUCUACCCGGACCAAUUUCACCGUUCAGUCGGAGUUGGUCUCGUAGCAAGCUUCAACGCGCUUUUCUCGAUUGAAUACUACAGCAUGGAACGCUGGAGCAGGAAGACGGGCGCAGAGGUGUCCCAGCUGUAUAAUCUUGCUAUUUCGCGUGCAGUGCGGUCGGAGCUAGACAUGACCGCGGAGAAAGGAACUGCGCCUCUCUCGGCGAAGACGAGGAGGAUCCUUGAUCGCGGGAUGUCGUGCUGGCGGCCUAGAGUCUGGAAAGCUUCCAAGAAACUUGAAUGGGAUAGAUGGACAUCUGCAGGCCCGCGGCUUGGAAAGGUCAGGCCGUGAUGCGCAUCGGAGGAAGGACUGCGUACAGAAAAGAUGAUCUGGGGAUACGGAAACGUGUGGGUGUGAAUCAGCGCCGAGGCUAUGCAUCAAGACCGGAGUGCUACUUAGCAGGGGAUGAAUGGAUCAUGCUGUCCAGAAUAGGUGACUUCGAAGAUCACGCUGUAUCCAUCUGGUCACCACCUUCU